Molecule: messenger RNA, 354 nt
Organism: Symbiodinium sp. CCMP2456
Lineage: Eukaryota; Dinophyceae; Suessiales; Symbiodiniaceae
Source: the annotation of a GenBank genome assembly
AUGGCUGCUAAGAUCAAGCAGAUCCGCGCCCGCGAGAUCUUCGACUCCCGUGGUAAUCCCACCGUCGAAGUGGAUCUCUGCACCGAGACGGCUCUCUUCCGUGCGGCGGUGCCCAGCGGUGCCAGCACAGGCAUCUACGAGGCACUGGAGCUGCGCGACGGAGUGAAGGAGCGCCUGCUGGGAAAGGGCGUCCAGAAGGCCGUGGCCAACGUCAAUGACAUCAUCGCUCCAAAGUUGAUCGGAAUGGAGGUCACCAAGCAGACGGAGAUCGACAAGCUGAUGGUGGAAACUCUCGACGGGUCUCAGAACGAGUGGGGAUGGUCCAAGGCCAAACUCGGAGCCAAUGCUGUGUUG